UUACCAAGACUGAUUAUUAAUUCGAUAGAUGAAAAAUCCAAAAUAUCAACGUUAACAUUAUUAUGUGAAUAUUUACGAAUAUUUACCAAAUCAGAAAUUUCAUUUCCAGUAUUGGAUUCUAUGGAUUAUGUUAAUUAUUUGUUAAGUUCGUUAAUUACAAUUGUUGAAUUUGAUGUUAUUGAUUUAUCGUUAUUGGAAGAUUAUUCAUUUAAAGAUUUCAACGAUGUAUCAAAACUUGGUGCCCCAUGGAAAAAAUUUCGUCAUUUAAACGAAGAAGCCCACGAGAAAAUAUGCGCAGCUUGUCAUGUAAUUGGCAAUCAAAUAACAAAUAAUGGAGCUGAAACAAUUAUUAACAUGUUAUUGGAUCGUUUUCAAACGAUUCAUGAACAACGUAAGGAAAUUGUAUUUUUAUUAAAUACAAUUGCUUCAACACCGAUCGAAAAUAGUACUACAAAUAUUGAAUAUAAACUCGAAAUAAUUGAGAAUAUUCUAGAAGUGUAUAUUGAUACAGAUCAUUGGUAUUUACCAAUAAAAUCAGAUUCAGAUUGUGAAUCGAUUAAAGAAAUUAAAAGUAAUGUUAUACAAGUUUGUUUGAUGACUGAAGGAAUUGGAUUGGCUGCACAGGCUUUGGGUUCAUCGUUUGAUAGAUUUAUGCGACAAACUCUUUACAUAUUGUUGGAACGUGCAGGUAGUACACAAACCUAUGUUUCACUGGCUGGCAUGAAUUCAAUAAAUAUGAUAAAGGACGCUUUAAAUUUUACAAAUGUCACCAGUUUAUUAGUGAAUAACAGUGAUUAUUUACGUUAUCAUAUUAUAAAGAAACUACGCUACGUAGAAUGUAAUUCUGAAGUAUUGGAUGUACUUGGUUUCAUCAUGAGAUACAGUACAAUCGGUAUUUUACCAUGUAUGGAGGAGAUUAUUAGUGAUGCUCUAGUCCAAAGUUUAGAUAAAAUUCAGUACAAAAAUUGGAUACCAUUUAUUCGUCUAUUUCAAAUAUUUGUUAAAACUGUUGCUCAAUGGCAAGAGAAAGAUCGUAAUUUGAAAAUUUUAUUAAGCACCUCUAACGAAACUGGAACUAACGAUACAUACGAUGCGGCCAAAAUGAAUCAACUACAAUCUGAGAAUAUAUUAACCCAAGUAGAUGGAUUACGUGAAAUUGUGAAUGAAUAUGAUGAAAUUGAUGAGGAAUUUAAAAAACGGGAACAAAAUAUGACUACAACUGAAAUGAUUCUGGAGGAUUAUAAGGAGGAGCAACAAAAAUUACAGGAGUUGAAAGAAAUGGAUGAAAUUGACUCAAAUAUAGAUGAAAAUAACAAACCAAAACCACCUCUUGAAAUACAGCUAACAAACGAUAUAAUGAAACGUUGCGUACAUUUUUUACCAUCGAAAGAUGAAAAUUUAAAAAUUCUUACACUUGACGUACUAACAAUUGGUGUGGGAGUAUUGCGUGAAUGGGAGGAUAUAAUAUUACCAAUGGUACAUUUAAUAUGGUCUCCACUUAUUGGUCGUUUCAAAGAGAUAUCAAAUCCAUUAAUUGUAGAUCGUAGUGUAAUUUUAUUACAUACAAUGAUUCAAUUUACGGAUACAUUUUUAGGACGACGAACAUUACCACAAUUAAGAAUAUUAAUAAAAUAUUUAAAAGAUUUAGCACCAGAUAGUCUUUUAAAAGAUAGUAAAUCAGCUUAUCGUUACACUCAACAAUAUAAAUUACAAUUAACAUUAUUAAAAUAUAUUCCGGAAAUUGUUAAAAAUUUAAAAAUUACUGAUGUUGUUUUAUUAAACGAAAUAUUUUCAUCCGGUAUUCCAUACUUAAGUAAUCGUCAACCAAAACCCCUACAAGAAAAUUGUAUCCGUUUCUAUAAAAUAUGUAAUGAAAUCGAUAAAAAUUUAAUAACACAAAUAAUAUUCAACGAUAAAUCGAUUAUAGAAAGCAAAGAAUACAAAUUGAAUUUGAAAAUUUUAAAAAGUUUUAUUGAAGUUGUUUGAUUCUUUGUUCCCGUUUUUUGAACACAAGUGCUAAAAAUUGCAAACCCGGACCAACUCCUCUAUAGUCGACAUACUCAACCC
Molecule: messenger RNA, 2067 nt
Organism: Chrysoperla carnea
Lineage: Eukaryota; Metazoa; Arthropoda; Insecta; Neuroptera; Chrysopidae
Gene: Tti1
Product: TELO2-interacting protein 1 homolog
Exons: 9
Coding region: 121-1986 (621 amino acids)
Biological process (GO): chromatin remodeling
Cellular component (GO): cytoplasm
Source: RefSeq, a predicted model, not a curated record